UGGGGGGAUGGGAGGGAGGGAGAAAACCAUGAAGGGGAAAUAAAGCCGGCAGCCGGACCCAGACCCAGAGAAAGCCUCCUUUCCCACCCCAUCUCCUCUCCUCUCCUCCCGCAGCCGAGCGAGUGAGUGAGCGAGUGAGCGCGCGCCCCCGGCCCGCCACUGUAUCGCUUCAGUAAUUGUUACACCGGGAGCAGCCGCCGACCAUGAGCUGGGGCACAGAGCUGUGGGAUCAGUUUGACAACUUGGAUAAGCACCUGCAAUGGGGGAUUGAAUUUGUGGAGAGAUACAACAAGUUUGUGAAGGACAGAACAGAUAUUGAGAUCAGCUAUGCAAAGCAGCUUAGGAAUCUUUCAAAGAAGUAUCAGCCAAAAAAGAACUCCAGAGAAGAGGAGGAACAGAGGUUCACAUCCUGCCGAGCCUUCAUGACUCUUCUGAAUGAAAUGAAUGACUACGCAGGCCAGCAUGAGGUCGUUGCUGAGAAUAUGAGUGGGAUGAUAUUUGCAGAGCUGGCUCGUUACAUCCAGGAGCUCAAGCAAGAAAAGAAAAUGCAUUUCCAGGAAGGGCGAAGGGCGCAGCAGCACAUAGAAAGCUGUUGGAAACAACUCGAAGCAAGCAAGCGAAGAUUUGAGAGAGAUUGCAAAGAAGCAGAGCGAGCACAGCAACAUUUUGAGAAGAUGGAUUCGGACCUGAAUGUUACAAAGGCUGAUGUGGAGAAGGCUCGGCAGCAAGCCCAGACCCGACACCAGAUGGCUUCAGAUAGCAAGGCAGAAUAUUGCAGCAUUCUGCAGAACUUCAACAAGGAACAGCAUGAACAUUAUUAUACAAACAUACCAAAUAUUUUCCAGAAAAUUCAAGAUCUGGAUGAGAAAAGAAUAGUUAGAAUUGGUGAUUCGAUGAAGACCUUCUCGGAGGUUGACAGAAAGGUUAUUCCUAUCAUUGGGAAGUGUCUUGAUGAAAUCACCAAGGCGGCUGAAUCUAUUGAUGAAAAGCAGGACACACAGUUAGUGAUCGAGUCUUUCAAAUCUGGGUUUGAGCAGCCAGGAGAUGUUGAAUUUGAGGAUUUCAGCCAAUCCAUGAAAAGGACAGUUUCAGAAAGUAGUCUCUCGAACAACAGACCUGAUGGUAAACCAGACUCCAAAAGCGGCAAGUCCAAGGGCAAACUCUGGCCUUUCAUCAAGAAAAAUAAGCUUAUGUCCCUUUUGACAUCUCCUCAUCAGCCCCCUCCUCCUCCUCCUUCCUCCACCACACCUUCUGCUGUUUCAAAUGGCCCUCAGUCUCCCAAGCAGCAAAAAGAGCCCCUCUCUCACCGCCUGAACGAAUUCAUGACCUCCAAACCUAAAAUCCACUGUUUCAGGAGCCUAAAGCGGGGGCUUUCUCUCAAACUGAAAAUGUUGAAUACACAAGUCUGGAAUUUUAUUGAGGGCUCGGUACCAGAAGACUUCAAUCAUUUGCCACCAGAACAACGUAGAAAGAAACUUCAACAGAAAAUUGAUGAAAUCAACAAAGAAAUCCAGAAGGAGUCUGAUGAAAGAGAUGGCUUGACGAAGAUGAAAGAUGUCUACGUUAAGAACCCUCAGAUGGGUGACCCUGGCAGUGUGGCUCCCAGGCUUGCAGAAAUCGGGCAGACGAUCGAGAAAUUACGCCAAGAGAGUCAGAAAUUUGAGGCUUGGCUGGCUGAGGUGGAAGGUCGCUUACCGACAAAGUCGGAUCAAAGUCGGCGGCAGAGUGAAAUGUACGAGUCGCAGAGCAGCGCCGUCAACAACUGUCCACAGGAUAGAGAGAGUCCUGAUGGUAGUUAUACCGAAGAACAAAGCCAAGACCCACAGUUAAAAGUUGCAGCCCAAAACGAGUUUGAUGAUGAGUUUGAUGAUGAAGAAGUGCUGACGUCAAUUGGUACAUGCAAGGCCAUGUAUCCCUUUGAAGGUCAGAAUGAAGGAACUAUAAUGAUUACAGAGGGAGAGACGCUGACUGUGAUAGAGGAAGAUAAAGGAGAUGGGUGGACAAGAGUUCGACGAAGUGAAGACGAGGAAGGAUAUGUUCCAACGUCUUAUGUGGAGGUCUAUUUGGACAAAAGUGUUAAAGGUACCUAAGGUGGUGUCAUGGUCCAUGAAUCACGGGCGAGCUGGUAUACAAGGACACCUUCUCCAGCUUAACAAUAUUCAAAAUGGAAGACUAGCCAGACUGGUUUCGUUUUUAAUAAUCAAAAGCAAAACCAGCGAGAUGAAAAAAUUAUAUGAUCAUAAGGUGCAAGUGCUUGCUCUUAUUUCAUGGCAUGCCAUCUAUUGCUCGAAUUAACUCGGAUACUCCGUAAAUGUCAAAAAUGCAAUUUUCUGAUGCAUGCCUCUGUCUAAAAUUUUGCCCAUUUAAAAAAAUUUUAAAAUAUGUGAAUUUUGAAAUCUACUUUACAGAAUACAUGUACUUCAUCACCACAGUAACCGUACAUUGUUUGGGUGGAUAUUGUUCAUUUAAUCUUUAUUCGAGCCAAGGUACAGGUAGUUCUUGGCUGGGAAGGGAUAGUAAAAUGAAGUAAUUGACAAUUAGUUUAGUUGAGUUGAGUUUGUUCUAUAUAAGAAGUUAAGGGAUCACCUGGGUUGCCACAAAGCAUUUUCAGUGUUCAGAAAAAUGUCGCCACUUCAGUGCUAGUCCUAUCACAAUUGUGAUGCUUACAAUCUUGGCUUCAGAAGCCUUGAGAGAUACAUUCAUACCUCACUUUUGAUGAACUUGCAUUGCAAACCGCAUACAUAGUUAAUCUUUCCAGAGAUGAAAUUAUGUGGAGUGACUGGAAGUUGUAAAAAUAAGUACAACUAACGAUUGACUGAAGUGCAGUUAAUUUUCAUUCAUCCUCAGCUCUACAGAGUUUUUAAGUUUUAUAUUUGAUUUUUCUCUACCUCUUCCACACAUAUCCAGCCCAGAUAACUUGGUAAAAUAGAGAAACUUCCUGAGGUUUUGCCCAUUAAAUGCAAAGAAGAUACUUGAAGGCCAUAGUCCCGUUUGCUUGUGAGCAUUUAGCCAAGUAGAAAGGUAGAAUAUUUUUAGCGUGGAUCGAGUUGUUUUAAUUGUCAAAGCAUGUAGAUACUGGGAAUGACAGAGUGGAGCACUUGUGGUCAUGCAGUACCUGUAUCUGGUGUUUGGUAGAUUUCUUUGUCACCAUCACAUCACUAUUAUCAUUUUGGUUUGUAGCACUGCCCAACAUCAGUCCAUCUUUUCCAGUCUGCAUGCUCGCCCUGAUGCUCUGCCUGUGCCCACCUUAAUGAAAGUUAUGGUCACAUUUUCUGCGUCAUUAUUUUGUUGGCUUUAAGAAGUGGAGUUGCUGGUCGUGUGACACGUUUUUUUCUUGCAUGUUCACCUGUGUAUUUGUUGGAGUUUCUGCUGCUCUCCCUAAAGCUGCCUACAAACCACUGUGUGCUAAACUGCUGGGGUUUCAGCUGUUUGUAAUCGCUUCUACUCUUAACACCGUCCGAGUGAAAAUGUGAAGAAAUAGUUGACAUUAACCGUGUACACAGAGAGCCAGGAAUGAGCGAUCCAGGGAAGCGUCUAGCGCUUGGCUUGUAUUUCUGCAAGGGAUUUUAGUUUCAUGCUGUCCGCUGUUCUCGAUUAUCGGUGAAUGUUUCCCCCCCCCCAAGUACUGCUGUUUCAAUGGUUAAAUAUACAUAUACUGCACCUUAAGGUAAAGCAGUCACAUCAAAUCCCAGAUCCAUUGUUGUCCCAUAGCAAAUCGAAGUUGAAUUAGUAAUGAAAGAUAUGUGAGUAAGAGGUUGUAGUGAACAAAUAAUCCAAAACUGGUAUUAUUCCACCUGCCUUCAAAUGUGUGCCAACUGUGUUCUGAAACCAAGCACUGAGAUUUCUGUAGGGAUGUGCCUUACCAACUAUCACCCUCAUGAGGCAUGAUUGAGAUUGGAAAUGCAUGUGUGGGAGGUUGAAUGUGUGCUGGUUCUGUCUGGCAGAUAUUAAAAUUAACCAAAUAAAGUUUCACACUAUUGUGGAAAGUAAUUCCCUGUUGACACCAGUGGCACACGUUGUUACAUUGACAAACGGGACACAAUGUCUGGCAUUGGUCAUGUUGGUCACCCUUUCACCAUAGUUGGGUUACAAAGGCUGGCUGAUUAUUCAGACAUUUUUGAUGUUUGUGAUCAAUCUCGUCGAUGAUCAGAAAUGCAGUGCAAAGCUGCUUUUUAAGGUGCAGGUCCCACCAAAAUGUUAAUUCUGAAUUUCCCCAAACCAGAAAAUCAUUUAUCUUUAAAUAAUCCAAUUACGCUGCAGAAAAAAAACUACACUCAUUUGUAGUUCUGUUAAUUUUUUUUAAAUGUUUCUGAAAUACAUUUUCACAAUAGAGACCAUGCUUAUAAAAUUCAGCUGAAACCCUGUGUUUUGUGUCAGUAUUAUAAAUACAACAGUUGCGAAAUAAAUCAAAUACCUCAUUGAUUUCUUAAAAAGACAAAAGUCCAGCUUGGGUUUUGCAUUGCACAAACCUUGAUCUUACUCCUUCCAAAUGUGUGUUUGUUCGUUAGUUAAUCAGUAAUCAUCAGGGUUUAUUGUUUAUUUUUGUGCAAGGCAUUUGUGAAGUACUUUUGUCUUGGUGACUAACUGCACCCAACCAGUGUAGCCACAGCAAUGAGGUGAGGUGGAGAAACUGGAGUCUCAGAGUAUCCGACUGUUGAGGUUUGUUAAAGAAUAUUCAGGAGAAACCAAGACUAUCAAUUUGAAACACCCAGUUUACCAAUUAUGAUAACUAUAGCCAGUGCUUUAUUUGUGACAGUUCACCAGAAUGUUGUGCCAGUAUCUCUAGCAUGACACGUUUGUUUAUUAAUCAUGCCUAGUUAAUGGAAAGCAUAAUUGAAUGAAAAUGAACAUUUGUUUUCAAGUUUUAUUUACUAGCUUUAACGGUGAUGCCAGAUUAUUGAUUCUCCUCCUCUUUACUAUUGGAGCUGAGUAAUUCUUUAACCCGUAAUAGUAAUGUCGUUUUUUCCCUAAUUCUUAGAAUUUGGUCAUUACAUAGGAAAUGUAAAGAUUAUAGGAUAUGGAAGAUUAAUACGAAUCAGAGGGGUAACUUUUUCACACAGAGGGUGGUGGGUGUAUGGAACAAGCUGCCAGAGGAGGUAGUUGAGGACAGGUUUGGAGGGUUAUGGACCAAGCGCAGGCAAGUGGGACUAGCACAGCUGGGACAUUGUUGGCCAGUGUGGGCGAGUUGGGCUGAAGGGCUUGUUUCCACACUGUAUUACUCUAUGACUCUACGUAGACAGUUGGAGAUGGAAAGCCUCACGGUUAGAGUUUGGCAGUAGCAAGAUUAUUUUUGAAUAAACAUAGUUUAACUCCUGUAAACUUAGUUGACCAGAUGAAAAUGGCUGUAUGGCUUUCCUGACUUUCAGUUGUAACUUACCAUUAUGACCUUUAAAAGAUAUUUAGACAGAUAUAUGGAUGGAAAACAUUUAGGGGGAUAUGAGCUAAAUCCAAACCAGUGGCAUUGGUCCAAUUUUCCAACAUGGUCAGCAUGAUCUAGGUGGGCCGAAGGGUCUGUUUCCGUGCUGUUCAGCGCUAGAACUCUACUGAUAAGGAACCUAGAGUUGGCUUUCAGUAUUUAGGCCUGUUGCUUCUGCCUCGACAAUGGAAGAUGAGAAGUAACCUCAACCAAACUGUUUGCAAAUAUAGAAUGGGUCCAUAACAGUCUGGUAUUAAAUGCAGAGAAUAAUAAAAAAGGAACUAAAUAAAUAUAGUUGACAGUACCUAGCAAAUUAUUGUAUCAUAGUCAGAAAUAGAAUGUGAGACUCCAAGCAGUUAGAACACUUCAAGUGGAAAAACCCACAAUAAAACCUGAUGAACUUACUUAAAGAAGUGAUGCACAUGGAAGGACCAAGAAAAACUUAUCUCAAUAUUUUGCUUUCCUCUUGGCACCUGUUGUAU
Amblyraja radiata (thorny skate) is the source of this 5898-nucleotide messenger RNA. RefSeq names its product formin binding protein 1b (gene fnbp1b). Gene Ontology annotation, biological process: signal transduction. Bases 204 to 2090 code for a protein of 628 amino acids. The record is from RefSeq and is a predicted model, not a curated record. Gene Ontology annotation, molecular function: protein binding. The transcript has 18 exons. NCBI's taxonomy places the organism in Eukaryota, Metazoa, Chordata, Chondrichthyes, Rajiformes, Rajidae.